AUGGAAUUUAUAGAACACAAGAAAACGCACGGCAAACCAUUUAUUUACGAAUGUAAAGAACCCAAUUGUGGGAAAAAGUACAAUCAUAGCGGAUCAUUUCACUCUCACAAGAAGAGAAAUCAUCAACCACAUCAACUCAAACCUCAAUGCGAAUGCUGUAACAAAUCCUUCAGUCGCAAGGACCAUUUGAAAGAACAUCAAAAGAGAUGUUUAGGAAAUUCAC
Molecule: messenger RNA, 223 nt
Organism: Loa loa (African eye worm)
Lineage: Eukaryota; Metazoa; Nematoda; Chromadorea; Rhabditida; Onchocercidae
Product: zinc finger protein
Exons: 1
Source: RefSeq, a predicted model, not a curated record